CCUCCCGGUGGAGGCGCAUGUCGAACCAUAACCCGAGGAGCAACACCGUAAUCCUCUCACUUUUUCGUCCGUUGCAAUUCCCAACGAUGAAAAUCUGUACAUAUAAAAUAAUCUUUCGUCUGCGGAAAAAGAGAUAUCCGCAUCAACCCACCUUCGAGCCUUACUUUCGAUAUGCAAGGCUUCAAAGACUUCGACCCCGCAAAGGAUGUUGGUGACCUCUUGGGCAAGGUUAUCGUGAUAACCGGAGGCACCGCGGGUUUAGGAGAAGAAAGUGUUCGAGCAUUCGUGGCGCACAACCCUUUGCACAUCUAUUUCACAGGCCGGAACAUCAUUGCAGCGAACACAUUAAUCUCCGACAUCAAAGUCAAAUACCCAACAGCAUCGCUGAGCUUCAUCAAGAUGGAUCUCUCGUCCCUUCGCGCUGUCAAGGAAAGCAUAGCGGAAGGGUUCAAACACGAUCGCCUUGACAUACUAAUGAACAACGCUGGGAUUAUAGCCAAGCCAGCCGCCUUGAGUAUCGAUGGCUACGAGAUCCAGUUCGCGACGAACUAUCUCGGCCACGCGAUGCUCACCAAACAGUUGUUACCCGUUCUACUCAAGACAGCCAAAGAUCCCAACUCAGAUGUUCGCAUCAUCAACACCACCUCUGCGGGUUACGAAUUCCACCGCGCCAUCAAAGGUGGCAUUUCCUUCGAGGAGCUCGACUCUGGAAGCACGAUGUCCAGGUUGGUACUAGGGGGAUGGAUCCGUUAUGGCCAAUCUAAACUCGCGACUAUUCUUUUCACGAGGGAGCUCGCACGUCGACACCCAGAGCUGACAUCCGUGGUGAUCCACCCAGGGCUCGUCAAGACACCAAUGAAUACCGAGAUGGCCGGCUUGAGCAAGUUCUUCGUGAAUGUAACGUCGCGGCUUUCGGGCGAAAAGUGGCUUGAGCCGCACCAGGGUGUUCUGAACCAGCUUUGGAGCGCAGACGGAGCGGAGAAGGGAGCAUUGAAUAAUGGAGCAUACUACACGCCAGUAGGUGUAGAUUCGACGGAAAGGUUGACAGCAGAGGCUAGAAAUCAAGCUCUAGCAGAGAAGUUGUGGGAGUGGACGGAGAGUGUGUUGCUCAAGGUCUGAUAAGUGCGACUGGGUAGUUUAGCAGCACUCUCCAGUUACUGAGAAUAUACUCCUUUCCAACCUCUCAUCAGCUCAGGACUCAGCUCAUUCAUGUAUGAGACCUACUCUUCAAUUUACCAUAAUGGAAAGCUCUACGUAG
Molecule: messenger RNA, 1258 nt
Organism: Alternaria alternata
Lineage: Eukaryota; Fungi; Ascomycota; Dothideomycetes; Pleosporales; Pleosporaceae
Product: NAD(P)-binding protein
Exons: 2
Coding region: 172-1119 (315 amino acids)
Molecular function (GO): oxidoreductase activity
Source: RefSeq, a predicted model, not a curated record